This is a messenger RNA of Cebus imitator (Panamanian white-faced capuchin), 3489 nucleotides long. RefSeq names its product solute carrier family 40 member 1 (gene SLC40A1). NCBI's taxonomy places the organism in Eukaryota, Metazoa, Chordata, Mammalia, Primates, Cebidae. The record is from RefSeq and is a predicted model, not a curated record. Gene Ontology annotation, cellular component: basolateral plasma membrane. Bases 609 to 2210 code for a protein of 533 amino acids. The transcript is spliced from 9 exons. Gene Ontology annotation, biological process: iron ion transmembrane transport. Gene Ontology annotation, molecular function: peptide hormone binding; iron ion transmembrane transporter activity.
GCUCCGCCCCCGCCUCGGUAUAAGAGCUGGGCCCGGCCCACCGCGGCGGCGGCGGCGGCGGCGAGAGCUGGCUGGGGCGUCCGCUAGGUUCGGACGGCCUGCUGCGCCUCCCAACCCGCUUCCAUAAGGCUUUGCCUUUCCAACUUCAGCUACAGUGUUAGCUAAGUUUGGAAAGAAGGAAAAAGGAAAAUCCCCGGGCCCCUUUUCUUUUGUGGUUUGCCAAAGUCGUUGUAGUCUUUUUGCCCAAGUCUGUUGUGUUUUUAGAGGUGUUAUCUCCAGCUCCUUGCACUCCUGUUAACAAGCACCUCAGCGAGAGCAGCAGCGAGAGCAGCCGCCGAAGAGCCAGCGGGGUCGCCCAGUGUCAUGACCAGGGCAGGAGAACACAACCGCCAGAGAGGAUGCUGUGGAUCCUUGGCCGACUACCUGACCUCUGCAAAAUUCCUUCUCUACCUUGGUCAUUCUCUCUCCACUUGGUAAGUCAAGCAAAGGAAGUUCUCAUGAGAAAGUAAACAGCAGCAACUACAACCAUAUAAGGUUUAGUGGAUUUUUACUCCUUUCUACUGCAAAGGAGUGCAAAAGAGGAAUGUCUCUAACACUAGGGAGAUCGGAUGUGGCACUUUGCUGUGUCUGUGUUUCUGGUAGAGCUCUAUGGAAACAGCCUCCUUUUGACAGCAGUCUACGGGCUGGUGGUGGCAGGGUCUGUUCUGGUCCUGGGAGCCAUCAUUGGUGACUGGGUGGAUAAGAAUGCUAGACUUAAAGUGGCCCAGACCUCGCUGGUGGUACAGAACGUUUCAGUCAUCCUGUGUGGUAUCAUCCUGAUGAUGGUUUUCUUACAUAAACACGAGCUUCUUACCAUGUACCAUGGAUGGGUUCUCACUUCCUGCUAUAUCCUGAUCAUCACUAUUGCAAAUAUUGCAAAUUUGGCCAGUACUGCUACUGCAAUCACAAUCCAAAGGGAUUGGAUUGUUGUUGUUGCAGGAGAAGACAGAAGCAAACUAGCAAAUAUGAAUGCCACAAUUCGAAGGAUUGACCAGUUAACCAACAUCUUGGCCCCAAUGGCUGUUGGCCAGAUUAUGACAUUUGGCUCCCCAGUCAUUGGCUGUGGUUUUAUUUCGGGAUGGAACUUGGUAUCCAUGUGCGUGGAGUACUUUCUGCUCUGGAAGGUUUACCAGAAAACCCCUGCUCUAGCUGUGAAAGCUGCUCUUAAAGAAGAGGAAACUGAAUUGAAACAGCUGAAUUUACACAAAGAUACUGAGCCAAAACCCAUGGAGGGAACUCAUCUAAUGGAUGUGAAAGGCUCUAACAUCCAUGAGCUUGAACGUGAGCUAGAGCCUACUUGUGCCUCCCAGAUGGCUGAGCCCUUCCGUACCUUCCGAGAUGGAUGGGUCUCCUACUACAAUCAGCCCGUGUUUCUGGCUGGCAUGGGUCUUGCUUUCCUUUAUAUGACUGUCCUGGGCUUCGACUGCAUCACCACAGGGUACGCCUAUACUCAGGGACUGAGUGGUUCAAUCCUCAGUAUUUUGAUGGGAGCAUCAGCUAUAACUGGAAUAAUGGGAACUGUGGCUUUCACUUGGCUACGUCGAAAAUGUGGUUUGGUUCGGACAGGUCUGAUCUCAGGAUUGGCACAGCUUUCCUGUUUGAUCUUGUGUGUGAUCUCUGUGUUCAUGCCUGGAAGCCCCCUGGACUUGUCCAUUUCUCCUUUUGAAGAUAUCCGAUCGAGGUUCAUUCAAGCAGAGUCAAUCACACCUACCAAGAUACCUGAAACCAUUACUACAACUGAAAUACACAUGACUAACGGGUCUAAUUCUGCUACUAUUGUCCCGGAGACAAAUCCUGAAUCUGUGCCCAUAAUCUCCGUCAGUCUGCUGUUUGCAGGCGUCAUUGCUGCUAGAAUCGGUCUUUGGUCCUUUGAUUUAACUGUGACACAGUUGCUGCAAGAAAAUGUAAUGGAAUCUGAAAGAGGCAUUAUAAAUGGUGUACAGAACUCCAUGAACUAUCUUCUUGAUCUUUUGCAUUUCAUCAUGGUCAUCCUGGCUCCAAAUCCUGAAGCUUUUGGCUUGCUCGUAUUGAUUUCAGUCUCCUUUGUGGCAAUGGGCCACAUUAUGUAUUUCCGAUUUGCCCAAAAUACUCUGGGAAACAAGCUCUUUGCUUGCGGUCCUGAUGCAAAAGAAGUUAGGAAAGAAAAUCAAGCGAAUACAUCUGUUGUUUGAGACAGUUAACUGUUGCUAUCCUGUUACUAAAUUGUAUAGAGCACAUGUGCUUAUUUUGUACUGCAGAAUUCCAAUAAAUGACUGGGUAUUUCUCUCUUUUACCACAGCUGUGCCUUAAGGACUAAAAGCGAUUUAGGAAACCUAAGUCAGCAGAAAUGAGCUGGUUAAUUUCCCUAUGUUUAGGCAUGGAAAAAAAAUUGGAAAAGAAAAACUCAGUUGAAAUACAGAGACUAUAAUGAUAACACUGAAUUCCCCUAUUUCUCAUGAGUAGAUGCAAUCGUACAUAAAAGGGUGGUUUAGUCACGUGAGUUCAGUUAUCCUUUGGCAGAUUCUUAUCUGUACCAGAAUUCAGAUAUGUCAGUUUUCUGUAAAACUCACUCUUGUUCAAGACUGGCCAAUUUAUUUUUUUGCAUCUUAGUUAUAUUUUAAAAACAAAUUCUUUAAGUAUGAAGACUAAAUUUUGAUAACCAGUAUUAUCCUAUUGAUCUUAAGGUAUUUACAUGUAUGUGGAAAAAGAAAAUACUUAACUAGAAUUCUCUAAUAAGGUUUAUGGUUUAACUUAAAGAGCACCUUUGUAUUUUUAUUAUCAGAAGGGGCAACAUAUUGUAUUAAGCAUAUGUAGCACUUCAGAGCAUGGUUAUCAUGUAAGCUGCAGGUAGAAGCAAAGCUGUAAAGUAGAUUUAUCACAUGAUGACUGCAUACAGACUUCAAAUAUGUCAAUAGUUUGGUCAUAGAACCUAGAAGCCAGAAGCUACACAGAAGGGCAAGAAUCCUACUUUAACGCAUGUUACCAUCAUUAGUGAUCUCUGUCUAGAACAUGGGGGUGUAGGCCUUCAGUCUGACAAGUUACAUGUAGAAAGCCCACACUUGUAAAGAUUUUGUUUUAUAAAUCAUUUGAUUUAUUUUUUAACACACUCAGGUAGAAUAUUUUUAUUUUUACUGUUUUAUACCCAGAAGUUAUUUCUACAUUGUUCUACAGCAAGAAUAUUCAUAAAAGUAUCCCUUUCAAAUGUCUUUGAGAAGAAUAGAAGAAAGUUUGUAUAUAUUUUUAAAAAUUGUUUUAAAAGUCAGUUUGCAACAUGUCUGUACCAAGAUGGUACUUUGCCUUAACCGUUUAUAUGCACUUUCAUGGAGACUGCAAAAUGUUGCUAUGAGCACUUUCUUUAUCCUUGGAGUUUAAUCCUUUGCUUCAUCUUUCUACAGUAUGACAUAAUGAUUUGCUAUGUUGUAAAAUCUUUGUAAAAAAAUUUCUAUAUAAAAAUAUUUUUAAAAUCUUAAA